Molecule: messenger RNA, 1392 nt
Organism: Clunio marinus
Lineage: Eukaryota; Metazoa; Arthropoda; Insecta; Diptera; Chironomidae
Source: the annotation of a GenBank genome assembly
ACUCAAAAAGAAAAACAUUAAGUUGAUCUCUUAUAAAAUUUCUUUGAUUAAAAUUUAAAAUGAACGGAUUAUUAGGAAGCAUUCUUAAAAAAUCUCUACUACCCAGUGUAAUACUAAAGAAAAACAUAACUUCCACAAGUGCACUGUGUUUAAAACAAAUUGAAGUUAAUCACGAUGAACAGAAACAAUCAGUUGUCAUAAAAGGAAAAUUUAUAGAUUCACCCAACAAGCCAUAUCUAUUGAAAGAGUACAUAGAAUGUCAGAAGGAAAAGAAAAGAUUCUGUCCAGAAUGCACUCUCGGCUUAGACGUCAAGCAUACUGACGUCUUAAUUUUAUCCCAAUACGUAACUCCUGAUGGAAGUAUGCUACCACGAAUAGCAACUGGCUUGUGUAAAAAACAGCAGAAGAGAAUAAGAACAAUGGUUGUAAUGGCACAAAGAGCGGGACUUUUCGAUAGAAUUUCAAAAGUUACUAAAAUUAAUGAUCCAUUGUAUAAACAAUUGAAGAGUUGUAAUUCGAAAGGAAGACGUUUGAAUCGUUAUUACUUUGAAGAUACCAUUAAAACCGACCCAUUAACGUGUCAAUGUUUCAACUUGUUAAGUCGCAUUCUUAAGAUGGUUUUGUUAGAAGUUUGUGUUGAUUCUAUAUUGUCGGCAGUUAAUGCCUCUGAAUCUGGGGCAGAUAGAAUAGAAUUAUGUUCAGCAUUAAGCGAAGGUGGUUUGACUCCAAGCAUUGGUUUAUUCAUGGGAGUAAAAGGAGCUCUUGCUAAAUCAAAGACUAAAAUAUUUUGCAUGAUAAGAAUUCGUCGUGGAGAUUUCAACUACAGUGAUGAAGAGAUUGAUGCAAUGAUAACAGAUGUAGAGUAUUUUAAAAAACAUGCAGCUGAUGGAAUUGUUUUCGGUUGUUUAGAUGAGUUCCAAAAUAUUCACAAAGAAAAAUGUUUGAAAGUUAUUAAUGCUUGGGGAAAUCAAGGAAAUAUUACAUUUCAUCGUGCAUUCGAUGAAACGAGUGCAAGUGAUAUGGAAGAGAACUUGAAAAUUAUUAAAGAUUUGGGAUUCUCAAGAAUUCUUUCAAGUGGAUACAAAUCUUCAGCUGAAGUAGGGAUUGAAAGUUUGAAGAAUAUUAUAAAACGUGCUAGGGAAGAUGACAUUCAGCUUAAAGUUAUGCCAGGAGCAGGAAUAACAAAAGCCAACGUUUCUAAAAUUAUUACAGAAACUCAAUGUAAUGAAAUUCAUGCUUCAGCGAGAUCUCCCGUGAAAUCCAAUACAGGAAAAUUAUCAAUGGGUGGAGGAAAUGAAGAUCUACAACCAUUAAUGGUUUGUGAUCCUAUCAAAGUUAAGGAACUGAUCGAAAUAUCUAAGAAUGUUGUAAUUUAAAUUAUAUUUAAAUUUU